CUUUUGGAGUGACGGACGUAUCAGACGAACAGUAGUAAGGUAGUCAGUCACACGUGAGAGCUUCGUCACGAAAACGUGGUCAGAUCUUUGUCUAGUCCUCUGGACUCCAGAGGGAGCGUCAGCCUUCCAAGCUGCAGUACUGCAGCGGCCGCUAGAGGGAGCUCCAAGGACAGCAGGCAUCCUGACCACAAGCCCAAAGAAAUGGACAACAGUCUAAGAAAGCCUGGAGAGUCAUCGUCAUCAUCACACAGGUCUGCCAAAAAGAACGUGUCCAGGGGGUUUACAACCUCGAUGUUGGAUCAGGACAUCCUAGGAACGCAGCCGCUAUUAAGGGUUCGUUUGUUCAACGAUUAAAGUCCUACGUCAUCUGAGUUCAGACCCGAGUAAUCCAGGUCAGUUUCUAUCUGUGAAGCAACCUUCUCCAGUACGACAGGACCGAGAAGGAAAGGCCCAUUUGUCUUAUCUGUUGAAAACCUAUAAAACAGUCAAAAGAGUGCCCACCCGGUGCCAAAGAUCAAGGCAUGUUGAGGUGGCAGAUCCCGGCUAAUGCAAAAGACCUAAGCCCUUUUCAAAGAAGUUCAAAUCUUCUCCUUAACUAUGAUCGCCGUUUUAUUAACCCAUAUUAUUAACACACUAACCUACAUCAUCCCGGUACUAUUAGCCGUCACAUUUUUAACCCUAAUUGAACGAAAAGUACCAGGGUAUAUACAGCACAGCAAAGGACCCAACAUUGUAGGACCUUACGGCCUACUUCAACCAAUUGCUGACGGGGUGAAAUUGUUCAUCAAAGAACCAGUACAGCCAUCUACCUCACCCCCCCCUGUUUUUUCCAAGCCCCCAUUUUUAGCCCUGACAUUGGCACUAACUAUGUGAGCCCCCCUACCAAUACCUUACCCCAUUAUAGACAUUAACCUAGGCAUUUUAUUCAUUUCAGCUAUCUCUAACCUAACUCUGUACUCAAUCUUAGGCUCCGGAUGAGCAUCCAACUCAAAAUAUGCCCUAAUUGGUGCAUUGCGAGCUGUUGCCCAAACAAUCUCUUACGAAGUAAGUCUAGGACUAAUUCUCCUUACCACGAUUAUCUUCAGCGGAGGAUUCACUUUACAAACCUUUAGCACCACCCAUGAAACUAUCGGACUAAUAAUCCCAGUCUCACCCCUAGCAAUAUGGUAUAUCUCAACCUCGGCAGAAACAAACCGAGCCCCUUUCGACCUGACAGAAGGAGAAUCACAACUAGUCUCAGGAUUUAAUGUACAAUAUGCAGGAGCACCAUUUGCAUUAUUUUUUCUAGCAGAGUACGCAAAUAUUCUAGCAAUGAAUACCCUUUCCGCAAUCUUAUUUCUAGGAGCUAGCCACCUCCCAAACAUACCCGAACUCACCGCCACAAACCUUAUAAUUAAAGCAGCCCUUCUAUCCUUAGUAUUCCUGUGCGUACGAGCCUCAUACCCUUGCUUUGGGUAGGACUAACUUAUACACCUUAUCUGAAAAAACUUCCUCCCCAUCACUCUGGCACUAGUAAUUUGACAUCUAUCAUUACCAAUUGCCUUUAUAGGACUAGCCCCACAAUUUUAG
Molecule: messenger RNA, 1569 nt
Organism: Dunckerocampus dactyliophorus (ringed pipefish)
Lineage: Eukaryota; Metazoa; Chordata; Actinopteri; Syngnathiformes; Syngnathidae
Product: NADH-ubiquinone oxidoreductase chain 1-like
Biological process (GO): aerobic respiration
Cellular component (GO): membrane
Molecular function (GO): NADH dehydrogenase activity
Source: RefSeq, a predicted model, not a curated record